Nicotiana tabacum (common tobacco) is the source of this 561-nucleotide messenger RNA. Lineage: Eukaryota; Viridiplantae; Streptophyta; Magnoliopsida; Solanales; Solanaceae. The record is from RefSeq and is a predicted model, not a curated record.
AUGAUACGUGACGCUCAAGCUGUGGAGACUUGUCAUGGGGAAGGGGCCCACGGAGGGGAGGAUCCUUUUCGUGGUUAUUUUAUCAGGGUAGAAGAUGUUAUCGGUCCGAGUGACUUGGAGACUCUGAAGAAGAGCUCGAGCGAGGUGGGAGCGUCUUACCUAUUUAACGAAGCCCAACAGGGCCUGAAUCGGCUGAACCAGUACGAGACUGAAGUUCGAAGGCUUACUGAGGAGAGAGAUGCCUUAAUGCUUCUCAGUGAGCAGAGAGAAAGAGAAGUAAAAGGACUUCGGGCCGAGCUGGAAGUAUCUCGGAAAGAACAAGCUGAGUUGUCCGAGCAGGUCAAGAAAAGGUUCGAUGCGAUUAGGCAGCUUCGUGUUAAAGUGGACGCAGUGAAAUCGGAGGCUGAGGAGUGGAAAAAGAACAUGGACCACCUCGCCUCACAAAAGGAGGCUGCCCGAACUCAACUGGCUUCGGCCGAGGCCCAACUUAAAAGAGAAAGCCUUAGUGCAAGGCAAGAAAAUCGAGGAGUUCCAGUCUCAUUUGAGCUCAGCAAAAUCUGA